AUGAAGAAAUACGGUUGGAAAAGUUUCAAGGAUUUAAUAUUCAGAAAUCCUGCUGUAGACAACCAGGAUCCACAUAAUGGUGAUGAGAAUACUGAGCGUGGGAACUGGGCCAGCAAAGAAGAGUAUAUCCUCUCUACAAUCGGCUAUGCUGUUGGACUGGGAAAUAUCUGGAGAUUUCCAUAUUUGGCCUACAAAAAUGGAGGGGGUGCCUUUCUCAUUCCCUAUUUCCUGAUGUUGGUUUUGUGUGGAAUUCCACUUUUCUUCCUGGAAAGCGCCUUCGGUCAGUUUUGCAGCCAAGGCCCUAUUAACAUAUGGAGAGCAGUGCCAAUCCUGCAGGGUGUUGGUGUUGCCAUGGUUAUGGUGACUCUCAUAGUAUCAGUUUACUAUAAUGUCAUCAUCGCCUACAGCCUGUACUACAUGUUCGCCUCCUUCCAGUCUCCUCUGCCGUGGUCCAGCUGCUUCAGUUGGGCUGACAGUAACUGCAGCAACACGCCUGCAGUGUAUUGCAAUGUAAGUGGUGUUUUAGUGGCCAACUGGACUCAGGAAAACAACACUUGUUUUUCAUCCAGUGCAGAGCAGAGCCCGAGUGAGCAAUACUGGGAUCGCGUGGCUCUGCAGAGAUCCAGUGGUCUAGAUGAAACAGGACCAGUAGUUUGGCACUUGGCCCUCUGUCUGUUGCUGAGCUCCGUGCUUGUUGCUGCAGCACUCAUCAGAGGCAUCAAGUCCUCAGGCAAAGUUGUGUAUUUCACAGCUACAUUUCCUUAUGUGGUGAUUGUGAUCCUGCUGAUCCGUGGUGUGACUCUAGAGGGAGCUAGAGAUGGGAUAGAGUUCUACAUUGGUUCCCAGUCCAAUUUGACUAAACUAACAGAAGCGCAGGUCUGGAAAGAUGCAGCAACUCAGACCUUCUACUCUCUCUCGAUUGGCUGGGGUGGAGUCAUGACUCUUGCUUCCUACAACAACUUCCACAACAAUGUGUUCAAGGACUCAUUUGUUAUAACACUUACUAAUGCCGGUACCAGUGUGUUUGCAGGCUUUGCCAUAUUUUCAAUCUUGGGUCACAUGGCUUACGUCUACAAAAUGCCUGUUGGAGAUGUGGUGACGGAAGGAUUUGGCCUGGCAUUCAUUGCAUACCCAGAUGCUCUGUCUAAGCUUCCAAUUUCCCCUCUGUUUUCCAUUUUGUUCUUCUUCAUGCUUCUGACUGUUGGUCUGGACUCUCAGUUUGCAGGAAUAGAGGUGGUCGUCACCUGCCUGCUUGAUGCCUUCCCUAAAAUCUUCAAAUCCAAACGUGCUUUAUUGACUGUAACAGCAUGUUCCAUUGUAUACCUCCUGGGCCUGCCAUGUGUCACAAGGGCAGGAAUAUACUGGGUGACUCUAAUCGACCAGUUUGUUGCCAGCUGGGUGCUGCUAUUUUUGGCUCUCUUGGAGAUCAUUGGCGUCAGCUACAUAUACGGAGGGAACCGUUUUAUUAAAGACAUCGAGAUGAUGCUUGGGAAUAAGAGUUUCAUUUUCUGGCUGUGGUGGAGAGCAUGUUGGUUCUUCAUCAGCCCCUGUAUCAUUGUGGUGAUCCUGGUCUGGUCUCUGAAGACGUUUACGCCACCCUCCUAUGGAGCAGUCCUGUUCCCAGACUGGGGCUUGGCACUGGGCUGGUGCAUGGUUGUAUUUAUCCUCCUCUGGAUCCCUGUCGUCGCUUUGUAUAAGCUGAUGAGAGCAGAGGGAAGCCCCUGGAAGCGUCUGAAGUCAAUGUGCUCUCCUGCUGAAGAAUGGCAUCCCUACCUGGACGUCCAUCGAGGAGAACGCUAUGGCAGGAUGAUACAUAACAACGGACCAGAUGUAAAUGUAAUCUCGAGCUCAUGGCUCUGAUGUGUGUUUGAUGUGUUUACCUGUUGUUUUCUUUCCUUUGGUGAACAUGUGUAAUCUGUGAACACCUUGUACUGAACGUUAAAGUUGCAGUAAGUGAUUUUUAACCUCCAGGAGGCAUAAACUCAAAUACAAACUCACAGCAGAGUAUCUAAUGACUAUGACUAAUGUGUUACAACACUGGCCUACUCUAUUCUGCAUGGGCAUCCCAUUGCAGUAUUCUUCCUGUUUAAAUAUCCCACCUGGGAAAUGUCAAGUCUAGCAUUCACUUUUGUUUUGCUUUAGUUUCUACCUUCAGGUGAAAACAUCUGAGUCUUUUUGACCAUCUUCACCGGCCACGUUUUUGUCUGCUGGGGACAGGCGGCACACAACAAGCCUGAGCGAGGUCAUGUGUUAACAGUAAAUUCACCCACUUUGGACUUGACAGCACAGACCAAUGACACACAAACGUUAGAACAGUAAUAGCUAUGCUUUUAUGUUAAUUGACAUCAAUUGAAUCAAUGUAUUAAAAAUAUUGAUUAGUGGGGAGGUAAAAUCACAUAGUGUUUCUUAUUUUCUCAAUGAUCCGUGGACUAUUUUAGUUAUUUCACUGUCUAUUAUUCAAAAUGAUUAUUCUUCUAUCAGUAGUGAGUGUUUGUGUGUCAGUAAUCAUGCUUCCUGUCAGUUAACUACUGCACAUCCUGUGUUCCUCACCUCUGAUAUUCUACAAUAAACAACUUCUUUCUGCA
Molecule: messenger RNA, 2585 nt
Organism: Micropterus dolomieu (smallmouth bass)
Lineage: Eukaryota; Metazoa; Chordata; Actinopteri; Centrarchiformes; Centrarchidae
Gene: slc6a14
Product: solute carrier family 6 member 14
Exons: 15
Coding region: 1-1860 (619 amino acids)
Biological process (GO): sodium ion transmembrane transport
Cellular component (GO): membrane
Molecular function (GO): L-proline transmembrane transporter activity
Source: RefSeq, a predicted model, not a curated record